Molecule: messenger RNA, 8797 nt
Organism: Dermacentor silvarum
Lineage: Eukaryota; Metazoa; Arthropoda; Arachnida; Ixodida; Ixodidae
Product: peroxynitrite isomerase THAP4
Exons: 4
Coding region: 218-883 (221 amino acids)
Molecular function (GO): sequence-specific DNA binding
Source: RefSeq, a predicted model, not a curated record
CCUUAUUGACUUUAUGUAUUGCGGGUACUACGGGUACGGUUACAACGCUCUAGCAAGAUGGAUAUCAGCAGCAGACGACGCGAGCACCUAGCGGGAGGUAGCGUCAACAGCGGCGCCCGUCAGAUGUGACGCAUUACCUUCAGGAGGCGUCUGUGUUGUUCUCCAAUGACAGCUGGGCGGGCGGGCCUUGUUUCCAAUAUUUACGGAAUAUAGCGCCAUGUGUACGACCUGCUCCGCGGUCGGGUGCAGGAACAUGCCACCGAUGCCCGGUGUGAGCUUCCACACGUUCCCCAAGAGUCCCAAGUUGCGCAGGCUGUGGGUGCUGGCCAUGAAGCGCGAUUGCUGGCAGCCCACACCGAGCAGUAGACUCUGCUCGGCGCACUUCAGGAACGAGGACUACGUCCACGACCCGAGCAUUGCCCUGCGAAUGGGGAUAGAACCAUUCACGAAGCUUUUGAAGCCUGGCGUCAUUCCCUCCGUGUUCGAGCACAAUCGCAAAGAGAACAAGCUCCGAGGAGCUUUCGUAAAGCGCCAGCGAAAGGAGAUCGUCAAUGAGGCCUUGAAGGCUUACGAAUCAUCUCCUGCAGCACUUCGAAGCACCACAUCACACUUGUGCCAGAAGCAUAUGAAAUGCUGUCACAAAGUGAACCAAAGAAAGUCCAUAUCCGCUGGGACAAACACGUACAACCCAAAGCGUGACCAAGGCCUGAUGACAGAGAGGCCCAUGCUUCGAAAUGCAGCUGUGCAGACUGGGAAAGAAGUCAUUCCGACAACAACCUUGACCAGCAUCCAGCUCACAUGCAAAAAGAAAAGGAAAAAUAGGGCAUGUACAAAGGAGAUAGAAACUGUUCAGCUCUGGAACACAAUUGAGUAUUUAACAUAGUGUGCAUAGGCGGAAAGUUUUCAUUUGGGGGGGGGCUGGGGCCCGACCAGCUUGCCGAAACCUACCCAUAUAUAUAAAUAUAUUGUAAGGAUGAAGAGAUGCACUUGGGCUUGGGCGCUCGCACACCAGGCGCUAGGGGGCGAACGAGCAGAAGGAGAAUAUAGAACAGCCGGCCCAGUGAACGGGCUGCUGUGUCUCUCCUUACAAUGGCGUAGCCAACGAAAGCCCAGUCUUAAGGCGCUCCAGCCUUCAGCACCGUACUGCAGAACCCUUGGGUCUUCCGGCAUCUUGCCGUCCAGGGUCCUCCUGGCGAGGGAACGCCGUCAACGCUUCCCUUGUCAUGGAUGCUGCACCUGGGACUACCUGGAUCUCCGAGCCCCCAAGGCAUGCCGUUCACGCUGCCUUGAACAUGAAUCCUUGCCAUCGUGGGUGCCUCCUGCGGCCAGGGAACGCUGCCCACACUUCCCGUGCUCUGGAUCACUGCCCCAUGACAUCAUCGCAUUCUCAGCCAGCAAGGGAUGCUGUCCAAGUUUCCUCGGUUAUGGAGCCGGCCACCCUACCACCGUCGCAAGCACCCACCGCACCAUCCGGGGACGGCAUCCAAGCCUCCUUGGUGGCUCUAGGGCAGGACUCUACCGGUGAUCUCGUCCAAACCAUCGCCAAGCUGAAUCACCAGCUCGCGCUUUUGACGAACACCUUUGCAUCCGUGGUGGUUGCGCCGUUGCACGUCACACUGAGACAGCACUUCGGCCCCACCGUCUUGGACCUGUCCUGCCUGGGAAUGCCAUACACGCUUCCCUUGGCAAGAAUAUCAUCAUGAGAACCACUUCGACUUCUCAGACACCAAGGUAUGCCAUUGGUGCUUCCUUGGUGGUAGAACCGGCUGCCAUGACUACCACAGCGACCACACUGUCCGUGGAUACCGGCCCUGGUUCCUCGGGCAGCUGGACAGGUAGCCUGGCAGAGAUGAUACGUUGCGACUUCCAGCAGCCGGCUUUCGUACAAAUACCGCCAUUUCGCGGCUUUCAAGAUGAAGUCAUCCUUUGGGUUCGCGCGAUCAAUGCCAUGGGUGACCAUCAUUUUGGCCAUACCAAAAGAGAUGGCUGGUUGCGGCAAACCGACUUUGCGGUGCCGCCAAGGCUUGGGACAAGUACGAAGGCAUCAAGCAGGGGUCCUGGCUUGAAUGGAGUGCAGCUCUUAUAGCUGCUUUCGGCUCACUUCCUUAUGCCUGCACAUCCCCUACAUCCCCGAGCAUCAGCUGUGGCUCAGUCGUCGAAGAUCAGUGACCGAGAACCAAUGGUUCAGCAACAGCGGCAGCGAGUAAAUCCCUCAGCCACUACCACAUCAGUCACAGGCCUCCGGUUCCAGCAUCUCCAUGUCGGCGUCCUCCGCUUUCCAUAGCGUACCCGGCAGCAAGGCCUCCAAGACAGCGGAAGAAGCUGCAGCGGCGGCGGAAGCAGAGGCAUGCGGCGACGACACGGGCAAUCUGCAGUACGGCGACCCUUGGGACACGGACCCAGCCGCCGUGGCUCUACGGCUGCUGAGGGCCGAGGAUAAUCGCAACAAAAGCCCCACUUCAGCACACGCCACCCCUGUCGCAAAGGGGGCUCAGUCCACCAAUGAGAUGGCCUGCCAGCCCAGUCUACGAGACAGGCGUUAGACUUAUGUCUCAAGCAGCGAGAACCCAACCAGGGCCUGGAUUGAUUGGCCCAGAGUCCUGCAAUCAUCCUCCCUGGGCUGCAGCAGCAGCCACAUGCAGGCCCACUCUACCCGGUGCCGUCAUCAUGCUCGUCUUCGGGAGUGUCAGUUAUACCAGGUUACAAAGGAGGCAUCACAAGACAGCCUUCACUGCAGGAUGCCUGUUGUCCGAAGCCACCACCACACCAGGGGAGCAGUUGCAGCACUUCGGUAUCUUCUAGUAUUCAGCAGCAACCAGCCCGACACCUUGUAGUUCCAGCAGCAGUGGCGGUGGCAAUCCUUCAGUUCCGAUUCCUGCUAUCAGAGAUCCUGAUUUGGUGUUCAGGCAAGCGUCAGCGGCCAUUGACCAGAGCCAUCCAUUACCACGGUCGCCUAUUUCCGAGAAUGCCCUUGCUGCACCUGUCGGCGCUGUCGCUGUUAAGCGUAGCAUCCAUGCAGGUCUCAAGGUGCUCCCUUCAGGGUCAGUGCGGUGCCCAAGGCACAGUGGCCACCGCAACGAAGCGCCGCUUCAAAUAGCUCAGACUGUGCCCUCCGGUCAUUCAGAGCAUCACCAUCCUUGGACAGCCUCUCCAACUCUUCCUGUGAUAGUCCUUGGAAACCCGAGGAGAGGCGGAGAAGGACUUGUAGCAGUCGCACCACUCGCUGUGAUCAACAAAGCACCCUUUGAGGGAAUCUCCUCGGCUUUGGUGUGACGGACAGCGCUGAGCGGUGGGAUGGUCGUCGGCGAGACCUGCGACCAGCGCGCAACAGUCAGUGCCGCCCGCCAGAAAAGCUGGUUGUGCGCUGGGCAGCUCACAGAUGACGACUUCAAUGCUUGGACGGGUUGCGUGAUUCCAGGCGCGCCGGAAACUUGCAGCAUGGCUGAAUGUAAAGAGUGAAGAGAUGCACUUGGGCUCGGGCGCUCGGGCACCGGGAGCUAGGGGGCAAAUGACACGAAGGACGAAAGAGGAUAUAGAACAGCCGGCCCAGUGAACGGGUGCUGUGUGUCUCUUUUACAAUAUAUAUAUAUAUAUAUAUAUCUACCCUUUGCUAACGAUUUUCUAUUUCUCGCUUUAUGCUGAAAGCAAUUAUAUCGACACUCCGGGCAAAUUAUCGCUGGUGUCAUCAUCGUGAUGUUCCGUAUUAAAUCCGAAGGCCAUAUCAAUGAGCGACCUAUACAAUGUGGGUGCAGGAAAAAGCACGUAACAGUGAGCCGAAAAGGAUGGCGGCUUGAUGGGCAUUAUCUUCCCACGGGGGCACUCAAUAUUCGGGUUAGUUGUAGGUCACAUGAUCAAACGCGAAUGGGAAGGAGAGCACGCAUCCUCUCUAGCCCUGCCGAAGCUGUGAAUGACUGUGCGCGGUUGACGCUUAUGCGGUGUGUGUGCCAUAUCUAAUUGUUGGUAAUAAUUGGUGGGUGCAACGAUAAAGGGUGAGCAGGGAUGGCUGCUAACUUCAUGCGCGCUGUGUUUUUUGCCGGGCUGUCUUCUCUCGACAUCCUCCUCUCGCCUCCUCUCGACAUCCAGUUGCGACGUGUGAAAGUACGCUGCAUGCGACAAUUCGUUGUUGAGCCCUAUUUUUUUAAAUAUUGGCUGUCAAGUUGCGGGUGCGGCCCUUACACGGGUGUGAUCCUUACACAGAUUUAAAUGGUAAGAAUCUUCCUUCAUGUAAUUGUCUUCUAGUUCGCUAUCACUAAUACUGCUUCGCCUUCCCGGCCAAACUGCACUCUUUUUUUUAGUACUUUGAGUCUGAGUAUAUGCGCUGCUGCGCAUGACUUCUAGACUUCUAUUUAUUCUGAUUUUGAGUGAAUCUGGCUUGGCAUCAUUUUGGUUGCUGAGUGAAUUCUAUAUACAAGGUGUUUCAGCGAACACUUUCAGAACAUUUUAAAGGUUACCUGCGCAGAUAGCACAGUUCUAGUUCAUGAGCUCGUCUACUCGAAGAGGCGGACAUUACUUGCACAAAAAAUUGACAUGCAUAAUUGACUAAUUCACAAAAUUAACCAAUUAAGUUGUUAGCUAAUUACCUUAUGGCCCUAACUAAUUAUGUUAAUUAGUUGUUUAUGCAUUUCAAUUUUUUUUGCAAGUAAUGUCCGCCUCUUCGAGUAGACCAGCUCAUGAACUAGAAUUGUGCUAUCUGCCACAGGCAACCUUUAAAUAUUUUUUGAAAGUGUUUGCUGAAAGAUCCCGUAUUUAUGGCCUCUGCAUGCAAGAGGCGAUGUUUCCAUCCCUAAUGUGUAAAUGUUGUGAAUAAUUAGAAAAGCUCUGUUUUCUUUUUUUGUUGCCAGUCGUUAGCAUUGCCUACUGGAAAGAGAAUUAAUAUUGAGACACAUAUCACUCACAUGCUUUUCACACGCCAUUGAUAGAAGACUCUGCCGAAGGGGUCACUGAAUUCUGCAGGUUUUUUGGGGGUCAAAAAAGCACGCAAAGUAAUUUGAAGUGAGGUGAACAUGCAUCAACAUAUUCAUUCUCUAGGCAUAGGCUAUCCAUUUAGUUGGCUACCUCCUUCUCUUUAAAAAAAUAUAAUAAACUUUGUUCUGUGUAUAUAUUUAGAUAUAUUGUGCCUGUGCAUGGUGUUUUCAGUGGAAAUUUUAAAAAUGUUGAAGUGAGGAAACAUGGAUGAGGUAGCCGCUGGUGCUUCUAAUGCGCUUGUCCUCCUAUUAUCAGGAUUUGCCGGAAUAAAGCGAAAGUAUAAAUUAAAGGUCGUGCACAUCCACGCCACCAAUGAUGCUGUAAGCUUUCAGCUACAACAAAAGUGAAAAGUGAGAGGCCACGCAAAAGAAUCCUCAAAUUAUGUGGGUAACAGAACUUCGGUAAUGACACUUUAGGGGCGGGGGGGUAGGCUACGGAUCGCGGGGGGGGGGGGCAGGGAGAGCUCCGAAAGGAGCUCGAGCCCCGGAGCCCCCCCGUAGUCGGCGCCUAUGGUAGUGUGACAAGAAAAAGUUCUCAUGUGUUUCGCUUGAACUGUGCUGCACAUGCAAUAGCACCCCUUCCAACCGUAAACUAUGAUAGACUGUGUGAAAGUCUAUCACACAACAUUUGUCCCACAUUUGACACAUUUAGCAAAGAUAAGCACGUUAAUGUGUGACAUAUAAGCAUGUUAUAUAAGCAUGUUAAACUGUGCCAAAGGUGUGUAAUUUUAUUGCAAGACAUUCAUACUCUAUUAAAUGGAAGUCAGGGUGGGGAGAUGAUGCCUUGCACACUUUCAAGUGUGUAAUUGCAACUACAAAGUAAUGAUAUAUCGAUUUAGCAUACUGUAAAUCAUGUCACGUUUUCUCGUAAAAAUAAUUAAGUUGCUGACCCAGAGCACAUCCACUAGUUAGUUAUUGCCUGCAGGCAUUAUGAGACAAGAAACUGUUCAUUCAUCAUAGUUGAUGAAAGAAAUAAAACAUGGCAACGUUUUAAGUAAAACGGUCAUGUGUAGCAAAUACUUUGCCCACUCAAGUGAAAUGAGGCCAUAUUGCAUAUGCAUGGGGUAAAAUUUACGUGUAUCUUAUUGUCAGUGAUUUUUAAUGCAUUCGCAUUAGGAGUAUCAAAACGGCAAAAAGUGUGUGUGCAUGAAAUGUGGGAAGCCAGUCACGUGGUAGAGAGGAGUAUAUCAAAAUGUCAGAGGUGGCUUGGGGCCCUUGAAAAAUGUUUCUACAUGCAAUCCAGAAACAUGAGUAAAAUAAAAUACCUUGACAAGGAGGACUUCAGCCAAUGAAACUGAUCUUUGUUUUUCAACCGCACAGAAUUACGCAGAUUGUGGAUGUGCCCACAUGAGGUGACAAAAAUUGACUGGCGAGUUCGCCUCGUCAUCUGUUUGCAAGGGAUCGACAACAUUUCACUUCUGACUAGGCUAUGCGUUUGUUACAUUGGAAGAACAGUAGUGUGAACAUGAAGCCAUCAGUACAACGAGCAGGAAAAGAGCGGUUGUUUUAAUGGGUCUCCAUUACUUACAAUAGAAUCAUUCUUAACAUUCUCAGCUGUAUACCAGGUGCGCGAGGUAUUUGAGAACACAAUGUUGGCUUCAGGCAGAGAAUAUCUCCAGCAAAAUUAGACAUAUUUUCACCAAACUUUGGUAAAUGCUUCUCUUACGGUUUAUUUCCACAAUUACUCAAUGAAUCCGCCAUCCACAGCAAUAACCUAUUCAAUUCGGCUUCGGAAAUGCUUGCAUGCACGGAUCAGGUGGUCCUUAGAGAUGUUGGCCAUUGAGUCAGCAAUGGCAGCCUUCAGCGAGUCUUUUGUAUUAUGUGGCUGAUUGUUGGCCUCUCUCUCAACGACGCCCUAGACAUAGUAGUCGAGCAGAUUUAAAUCCGGAGAACUAGGAGGCCACAAGUUGGGAGUAACGUGGUUGUAGAAGUUGUCAGCCAGCCACUCCUGGGUGGUGCAGGCAGUUUGGGCGGGAGCCGAAUCUUGCUGAAAGGCAUAAGGUCUUCCUUUUGAAACAGUCUCUAUCCAGGGCUUUACAACGGUGGCAAGGACCUCCAUGUACACGGCAGCAUUAACGUGAAGUCCUUCUGCAAAAAAGUGUAGCAGCAUGAUGACAGCUAACCCUAUCACAGACGAUGGAAAUUUUGUGUGCAUCACUGUAGGCACCUCAUCAGAGCUUGCGCAAAGCCACCUGUCGUUACGGCGGUUAACGUUUUGGUCUUGGUCAAAGUUCUUUUCAUCUGCAAAAAACCAGAGCAUUCCAGGCUCCUCAGGGCUCUUCAGCUUGCUUAGCAAGCGCUUGGACUGGAGCAGACGAUUCUCCAGAGUUUUAUUGGACAUGAAUUGUCCUCUCCUCUUGACAUGGGAAUGGUGCCUCAAGUCCUCUUGCACAGCGAGCCUGACAGUCGACUCUGCAACUUGGAGGUCCUUUGCAAUGGCCCACAUUGACUUCCCUGGGUCGUCACUCACGAUAACUUGCAGCCGCCGGAGAAAAUCAGGGGUUCUGAUGACGUCCAACCACUGACUGUGCUUUUUCCUUUUCGCCACAGAUACCGCGUCAUCGCCUGAACACAUCAGUUCUGUCCACACCUUGUAAACGAAAGACUUCACUACGUUCAGAAAGGUGGCAAUUUCGAAGUCGCUGUGGUGUGUGGCCAGGGCGACGAGGACUGCAUGGCGUUUAAUUUCCUGCGUCAACCUGUACGCUUCCAUCUUUGAACAAACAGCACAGUAUGAAUGAUAAGGGGUCAACGAAUAAGCAGUCGCACGCCUAGAUAGAUAUGAUGAGCCUGCUGGUGUCUAUGGCGAUAAGGAAUAGUGUUCUGAAAUACCUCGCGCACCUGGUAUUGUGAACACAACGAACGUUUAAUCUCUUACCUAACACUGUUGCCUUUCAGAUAAUUGUAAGCGCACUUGAGUGCUUGAUGCGUGCAUGAGUGCUUUUAUUUUCAUCAAUGCAUCAGGCGGAGUGUGCACUAUCUUGGCAUACACAGUUGCGCGUAUAGAGCCUGAAGGGACCAUGCAUUGUUUUGUGACAGCUGUUUGUUUACUUAAGUGCAGCACUUAAAAAAAAGAUGUGGACCAUAAAGCGUUGUCGAAAUCCACAGAAAAUCGCCACUGAAUUUUUUGCCUUCCUACCACUGGGAACUGGCUAUGGAACAAGUCGACUACUCAAAUGUGUUCACCAAGCUUAAAGGGGUUAUACAUUAUCGUAUUGUAUUAAACUUGUAUUCGGGUUCUCAACCUGUUUGGUUCUCUUAUUAAUCAGAGCUUUUCUUAUUGAAUUCUGUUCAACUUGGCUUGCCCCAACUUGCCAAGCUUCAUUAUUCAAGACUGUAGCGAAUGUUGUAGUGAAAUGCUAAGUGCAAUUUGUAGAAAAAUGAGAUUCGGUAUGUGAUGUAUUGUACUAUUCUCCAACAUACUGUUGCAUGCAUGUGAGGGGCAAUGCUAGCUAUCUCCGAUUAAGUCGGGGGUUCAAGUGUGGAUUCGAGCACCUUCUGGGAUCUUGGAUUACUAUGCAUUGUUGUUGAAAGUGUGUUAGUGUGCCGAAAUCUUCUUUACAGCAAUAGCUGUAUGAAAGACACUUAGUGGUGAUAAUGGUAACGUGGUGUUGGCUGAAUGUAAAAGAUUAUCAUCAGCUACUCCAAAAAUGCAAGAAAAAAGAAAGACACAAAAGCUGUCAUGGAAACUGUCGGACUCCCAUAGACCACACCAGUGAGCUAACCCAUGUUGCACAAGAAAUGAGUGUUCCUUUCACUUCUUUUUUUUUUUUUUUUGCACAGACUCUGGUACUGAAGCUGUUGCCCUGUAAAAUAAAAGCAUAUUGCUAGUC